AUGCCGGGCGCCAUAGACCAUUCUCCGCAAACCGCGCUCAGACCGUCGACAGACACUCCGACUGACGCGCUUCUCGCUUGCGAUCGCUUGCUGCCGUUCGCGACGGCGCCGCUGGAGGCGGAAUACGCGGUGGCGCGCGAGGAGAUGGGGCGCGGGGAAUUCGGCGUGGUGCGCGCGUGCAUGGCGCGCAGCAGCGGGCAGCUGUUGGCGUGCAAGUCGGUGGAGAAGGCGCGGCUGUGCGGGGAGCGGCGCGGCGAUCUCGAGAUGGAGCUGCUCUGCAUGGCGGCGCUGCCGCCGCACCCGCACGUGGUGCGCCUCGCGAGCGUGCACGAGGACGCGCGCCGCGUGCACCUCGUAAUGGACCUCUGCGACGGCGGCGACCUCUUCGACCUCGUCGCGCGCGCCGGCCGCCUGCCCGAGCGGUGCGCGGCGGUGGUGGUGGCGCAGGCGGCGAGCGCGGUGGCGUGGUGCCACACGCACGGCGUGCUGCACCUCGACGUCAAGCCCGAAAACCUCCUCCUCGCGGGUCUCUCCGCCGCGCCGCUCCUCGCGGACGCGCGCAGCGCGGAGGCGGCGCUGGCGCACGUGAGCGUGAAGCUGGCGGAUUUCGGGCAGGCCGUGGCGGUGGGCGCGGGGGGCAGGGCGCGCGGGCUGGCGGGGUCGUCACUGUACAUGGCGCCCGAGGUGGUGUGUGGGCGCGAGUACGACAGUGCGGCGGACAUGUGGAGUGUGGGCGUGGUGUUGUACGUGAUGCUGGCGGGGUACGUGCCCUUCUACGGCCCCGACCUGCCCCACGUGUUCCUCGCCAUCUGCCGCGGCCACCCCGACCUCACAGGCGAAACAUGGGAGGGCGUCUCCUGUGAGGCGAAGCAGCUGGUGCGCGCGCUGCUGUCUGUGGACCCUGCUGCACGCCCCUCCGCGUGCGACCUGCUCUCCCACCCCUGGCUCACCGCCCACGUGCGUGGAGCCGCGGCAGCAGCAAAGGCGGCGAGGGAGGCGGCAAGGGCGGCUGUGGGGGACGUGCUGGCACCCCUGGCAUGUGCCUCUUCCACCUCUGCUUCCACGGCCGCCAUCCCUGCCUGCCCCUCCCUCCAUGCUGCAUCGUCCUCAGCUUCUCUUCAGUCUACGGCUCACUUGGUUCCUUCUGCAAUGCAAGAAGCAUCGGAGUCAUGCUCCAUGGAUAGUGAUUCACUGACAGCAGUGGCAGGCUGCAUGGCGCCUCACCUGAUGGACAGUGCAGGGAGCAGCGGUGCAACAAGGAGGCCGAGGAGACGGCUGUAUCGGUCUAGAGCCGUUGCAGACAUGUGCAAGUCAAGUGCGCAAAGCUAUUUGGGAUGCACAAUUAUGGGUUCGCUGACAUCUCCCAUAUGUGUGCAUGCCAUGGCGAGCAGGUUGCAGGCAUCACAUGGUGCCGGAGGUAAGCCCCACCGGCACGAGGCAGCAUCUGAGGCCUCAAUGACUGCUCAACAGCAUGCGGCCCAGCAGCAGGGGGCAGAGGCGGCACACGAGGCACGGUCAGGGCUGACAGGCAUGCUGGCGGGCAUCCGUGAAAAGAUGGGACACGCUGGGGAGGCGCUGCUGGGAGGGACGCACACGGGCACAGAGGAGUCAGCGCAGGCCCCAAAGGUGGGCGUGUCCCACACUCGUGGCUCUGCAGGGGUGGCGGGUGGGCGGGGCUACGAGCAGGGCAAGCAGGCACCAGACAGCGCCUCCGCUGCUGCUGCCAGGGGGGCUGGCACGGUGGCUGGUGUGGCGAGGGGUGCUGGGGAGGAGGCAGGGCGAGCAGCAAAGGAGGGCACUGGGGCAGCAGCACGCGGGGCGGGGACGGUGGCAGGGACUGUGCAAGGGUUGGCAGAGGAGGGGGGGGCUGCGGGGAAGAGGGGCGUGGAGGGGGCAGUGAGGGGGGCGGGGACGGCUGCAGGAGUGGUGCAGGGCGCAGCAGAGGAGGCAGGGCACGUGGCGAGGGAGGGCAGCAAGGCUGCUGCACGCGGGGCAGGGAGUGUGGCUGGUGUGGCGAGGGGUGUGGGUGAAGAGGCAGGCAAGGCGGCUAGGGAGGGCAGUCAGGCGGCAGCCAGGGGGGCGGGAACAGUGGCAGGGACAGUGCAGGCAUUGGGGGAGGAGGGCAAGGAGGUGGGCAAGCAGGCAGUGGGGAGCGCAGCGAGGGGGGCAGGCACAGUGGCGGGCACGGUGCAGGCGCUUGGGGAGGAGGGCAGGGAGGUGGGGAAGCAGGCCAUAGGCAGUGCUGCAAGGGGUGUGGGGGCAGUGGGGGGAACAGCGCAGGCAGUGGGGGAGAUGGCGAGCGAGGCAGCGAGUGAGGGGGUGAAGAUGGGCGCACGGGGGGCUGGGGGGGUGUAUGGGACGGUGCAGGGCGCUGCUGAUGUGGGCAGCCACGUGGCAAGCGAUGUGGGGCAGCAGGUGAAGGUAUGUGCUGCAUGCUGUGUGCUUCCUCUGCACUGCUUCUGCUUCCCUUGCCUCCCCUCCUUCCCUUCACUCUCAUCGUUUCACUUGCCCUCCUCUGCCCUCCCCACUGCUCCCAUGGUGUGGCAGCAAGGCGCACAGGUGGCAGCGGAGGGAGCAGCGAGGGGGUUGGGCACGGCAGCAGGGGUGGUGGAGGGUGCGGGGGAGGUAGCAGGGCGUGCGGCACUGGAGGGAAGGCGGGAGGUGGGGGACGCAGUGGGGGCAGCGGGCGUGGGCACAGCACAGGCAGCCAAGGGAGUGGUGGGGGGAGCAGCACACGCGGUGGGGACAGCAGCAUCAGCGGUGGGGGGAGGGGCAUACGACACGGUGGAGGGCGUGGGGCAGGCCAUAGGCGGGCUGGGGCUGACCGUGGCAGGGGGUGUGCAGAGCGUGCUGGGGGGGGUGGCGGGCGCGGUGGGGGGCGGAGUGCAGUCGCUCGUGGACUCCGUCAGGGGCGCCCCCCACGCCGUGGGAGAGGCGGUGCAGGGGCAUGCGCAGCAGGUGCAGGCAGAGGGGGGAACAGGAAUUGAGGGGAAGGGGGCGGAGGAUGUGAUAUCACGGCGGGUGGACGUGGUGGAGGGCAUGCGCAUAGGUGGGGAGGAUAUUGCGGGCAUCGCUGGUGCUGCAGGUGUGCCGGCAGGGGACAGUGAGGGGGUGGAGGGGCCGCGUGUGAUAGUGGUGACCGAGGACAAGGUGGUGCGUGAGUAG
Closterium sp. Yama58-4 is the source of this 3165-nucleotide messenger RNA. The record is from the annotation of a GenBank genome assembly. NCBI's taxonomy places the organism in Eukaryota, Viridiplantae, Streptophyta, Zygnematophyceae, Desmidiales, Closteriaceae.